GCCGUAGAACCCGAGAUAGAGGGAGACGGUUACCUAGGAGCCGAAGGGAAGCGGCCCUGGGAAUCCCGCCCGAGGUCUAGGCUGCCAUGUCGGUGCUAGACGCGCUUUGGGAGGACAGAGAUGUCCGGUUCGACGUGUCCUCUCAACAAAUGAAAACAAGACCUGGAGAGGUCCUUAUUGAUUGUUUAGAUUCAAUAGAAGACACCAAAGGAAACAAUGGGGAUAGAGGUAGAUUGUUAGUGACCAAUUUGAGAAUUAUAUGGCAUUCUUUGGCCUUACCCAGAGUCAAUAUUUCUAUUGGCUACAACUGCAUAAUCAAUAUUACAACAAGAACUGCUAAUUCUAAGUUACGGGGCCAGACUGAAGCUCUUUAUAUGCUAACAAAAUGUAACAAUACUCGUUUUGAGUUUAUAUUUACAAAUGUGGUUCCUGGGAAUCCUAGACUUUUUACCUCUGUCAUUGCAGUACACAGAGCUUAUGAAACUUCUAAAAUGUACCGUGAUUUCAAACUGAGGAGUGCAUUAAUUCAAAACAAACAGCUAAGAUUAUUACCACAGGAACAAGUAUAUGAUAAAAUCAAUGGUGUUUGGAAUUUAUCCAGUGACCAGGGAAAUUUGGGAACCUUUUUUAUUACUAAUGUGAGAAUUGUUUGGCAUGCAAAUAUGAAUGACAGUUUCAAUGUCAGUAUACCAUAUCUCCAAAUUCGUUCUAUAAAGAUCAGAGAUUCAAAGUUUGGUUUAGCACUUGUUAUAGAGAGCUCUCAACAGAGUGGAGGAUAUGUUCUUGGUUUCAAAAUAGAUCCUGUGGAAAAACUACAGGAGUCAGUAAAGGAAAUAAAUUCACUUCACAGAGUCUAUUCUGCCAGUCCUAUAUUUGGGGUGGAUUAUGAGAUGGAAGAAAAGCCUCAACCUCUUGAAGAUCUGACAGUGGAACAAAUUCAAGAUGAUGUGGAAAUAGAGUCUGAUGAACACACCGAUGCUUUUGUGGCUUAUUUUGCUGAUGGCAAUAAGCAACAAGAUCGUGAACCUGUAUUUUCAGAAGAACUGGGGCUUGCAAUAGAAAAAUUGAAGGAUGGAUUCACCCUGCAGGGACUUUGGGAAGUAAUGAGUUGAUCUUGAUUUGAGCUGGAUUUCUCUUUAAAGAUACUUUAAGAUUGAAGAUCCUAGUGGUCUGGUAUAACACAUUGAAUAGUCAUAUGUAAAGUAAUAACUCUAAAGAAUUUAAGAAAAAAUACAUUUAUCUAAAAUGUUAUUGCCAGUUGCCUUGUCUAUCCUAAAAUUGUAACGGAAUUGGAUUUAGUUUGUUGAAUUUAUUUGCUGUACAUAGCAUUUUAAUCUUGUACAUAUAUGAGUUUGCUGACAUAAAAUGACUAUGUGAUUGUGUUUAAUAAAGGUUAUUUUUAUAGCACUUUUUAAUGUUUUGCAAAUAUUAUUUAGGAGAAUAGGACAGGCACUCUGUUUGAAUCUGAGAUGAACUUUUCUGAACUUAGGUAGGGUAAGAUAAAUCAUGUACUAUUGUGGAAAGAGCACUUGCUUUAGGGUAAGAAAAUCUGCUUUUGAUUUCAGUUCUGCUCCUUAGUACCUGUGUGAGCAAGUCCCUUUACCUCCUCUGGCCUCAGUUUGCUCAUCUGCUAAAGAAAGGGGUGAGAAUGAUCUCUAUGGUCCUUUUCAACCAGGUUUAAUUGUGUUGCUACACUGUUCCAAGUAUAAACUUCUUGAAUAUUAAUCAGUACCAUUUUUACUCCCUAAUUUGGAAGUCUUUUAUUUUUUUUGUAAAAGUAAAUUUAAAAAUUCUGGAAUUUGAUAUAAAUCAGACUCUACUUGAAAUUUUGAGUUACUGUGUAGGAGAGUAUUUUAUCAAUAGACAUUUUCUUUAAUGCUUUUUUGAAAUAAAAGAUUUGUUUUGCCAUUUUAUUGCUACAAUGAUUUUCUGAUAUUCUUCUUGUUUAUGUUUGUUAUGCUUUAUAGGAUAACUUUAAAUUCCCAGUUAGUUGCACGUUUAAUGAUAGAAGCUUGUGCUAGCUAUAUUUCAAACUUAGCAAAAGGUUAAGAAAACUUAUGUUCAGAAUCAUAAAAUUCAUUGGAAAUUAUAUCAAUUUCAAGAGAAGUACCAUUAUGAAAAUUGCCCAUAACUGUAUUUUGUUUUGUUUUGACUAAAUUCUGUGACACCUUUUUUCUGCUGCAUUGUAAAAAGUACUGUCAACUUAGUCAUUGAAUUGUAUUUGUUAUAUGUCAUGCACAAAGAAAAAGCUACUAUAAAAAUUGCUGAGUUUUAAGGUCUAAUCUCAAACGGAUCACAUCAUAGGAUUUUCAUCUGACUCAUUAAGACCUUUCAAAUGUUAGGUGUUAUCAUGACUCAAGAAAUGACUCAUUUAUUGUUUAAAGGGAGGGGGUAAGCAGCUGUUAUAUGUUUUCCAGUGAUAUAAAACCUUCAGUAGUGUCUAUAAAUGGAAAAGAGUCAAUGAGCUCUCCUUUCAGCUGUUGUUUUAGCAGCUGACAACACUACGGACUUCGUUAAGAUGUAAAAGAGAAGAAAACUUAUCCAUUUUUGGAGGACUUAAAGUUUAGAAACUUUUGAUUUAAUGGUUUAUGGUGUGUUUGUAGAAAUUCAAACAGAAUUUGAAAUUACAGUAUUUGUAAAUCAUAGCCAAGUUCAGAAAGCCUCGAAAAUCCAAUCAUGCAGCGCAUAUAGAAAGUCAAAACAUUUUCAUAAUUGCUACAUAAAUUGAGCUCUGCUAUUUAAAAUGUUUUUACCUUAUAGCAGUAAAAAAGUUGAAUCAUUUAGUUUCCUACAUUUUCCCCAAAUUGUUGUUUGCUUCAGAAAAAUGAUUUUCAAAUUGUGUAUGUGAUCAUGACUAUAGUUCUGUACCAUCUUCAAAUGAGUAUGAAGUUUUUGUAAAGUUCAUGAAUGAAAUGCUUUUGUCUUUAUAAUAUUUUGUAAAAACAUUUUCAAUAUUUGUAAACUAUUUGAUUAUCCUUCUUAUAAAUUUCCUAUUUAAGAUUAAAGAUAAUUCAGAAUGUCAUAGGAGAAAAAA
Molecule: messenger RNA, 3034 nt
Organism: Trichosurus vulpecula (common brushtail)
Lineage: Eukaryota; Metazoa; Chordata; Mammalia; Diprotodontia; Phalangeridae
Gene: BBS5
Product: Bardet-Biedl syndrome 5
Exons: 12
Coding region: 87-1112 (341 amino acids)
Biological process (GO): intracellular transport; cilium assembly
Cellular component (GO): BBSome; ciliary basal body
Molecular function (GO): phosphatidylinositol-3-phosphate binding
Source: RefSeq, a predicted model, not a curated record